GUAAUUUUCUAGUCUAUUUUUACUGUUUAUUAUUGUGUUAAGUGUUGUACUAACCAGUUCUGAUAUUCUGCCGUUCAUGAUAGGAAUACGCUUUUUUCCUUACUGUUUUUGUAAUUUGUACGUACCUAGUUCCUUAUCAUGAGCAGUUAGAAAAAAAAUUCUGUCAUAGCAAUUACACAUGCAUGUUGAUGUAUGAAUGACAAAGGAUCCCUGACUGUUGUGAUUGAAUGAUUGUGGUUGAAACUGGAACCCACAACCUCCGGAAUCAACCGAGUGCGUGAAUAACUUUAGCUUAACUGUAAAUUGUGUGAUAGUGUCCAUAAGGGAAUCCGUGACUCUAUCUCAGAGUCUGCUUGCUGUUUAGGAGUUUUUCUGCAGUUCCUGUUUAUAGGGCGACCUAACAGGCCAGAAAACGGAAAACUAGGUUUUCUGAAGGAAAUUCUUUAGUGUUUGGUGUGUGAAUCACUUUCCUGUCUGUUUGAAUCUGCAUAUGUCAAAAGAGAGCCCUAGAAGCAUCUAGGUGUCAAACAUCUGCAGCUUCAAAUCUAUUUUCUCCCCUUACACUCAGUUUGUAAGUCCCACACUGUAAAAACACUACAGACACUCUCCCACUUUCUUUGUUAGGGAGAUUUCUUAUACCUUCAACAGAAGAAGAUAGUAAUUCUUCCAAAUACAACCUAGCGUUUGAAGCAAUCUUAUUUUCUUCGCCUUGUUAAAUUUGGUUCUUCUUAUUUACUAUUGGAGGCGAUAUGUUUAAUAUGCUUAAACCUAAACCUCCCCCAGAACUUCUGGCUAAGGUGUGUGCCCAAAACCCCUUAUGUCGUAAGGCUCUUGUAACAUGUCACAAAGCAUGGGUUAAGUGGGGUACAAGUAAGGAUGCCAUGUUUUCCUGGCCAGAAAACUGCAGCAUUCUCCCUACAGAUCUAGCUAGCCUGUUAAAACAGAUCAAUGUUAAAUGUAAGGGCAAAGAAUUAAUAGCACAUACCGCAUGCCAUGAUGUCUGGCAAGCAUAUGCUCAGCAAUACCCAGAAAAACCACCUGCAUAUGCCCCAGCUGAACAAGCCAACAUAGACACUGCUCCGAGUUCAGCCAAAUUAUAUCCCGUCCUUAACAUGGACGCACAGGAGCAAUUACAGACUGCCCUAAACACGCCUAUUGGCAAUCCUAGGGUAGCACAGGGCUAUACUGCCCCGGCACUUCCCCCACCAACAAACUUGCAGACAGUGCCACAUGCCAGUAAUGAGGACUCAUACUGGGCAGACGUCUCAGGGCAUCUUAAGCUUAGCAAAACCAACCCCUUUCGUCCUAUUGAGGAUGCUGCACACCUAACCCCCGUUAACACAGCACCUCCUCGUCAGGGUUUUCAGACUCCUACGGGAAAUCGCCCUGAAGUCAGGGCACCUACACCUCUCGCUAGCAUGUCUUUUGAAGAGGAAGAGGUUGAAAUGCCCAUAUUAGAAGAUGCGGAAGCCCCGACAACUAGAGUCUUGGCAACUAUUGUUACAAGACCAAAAAACACCACUCCAAAACAAAAUUCAUUCUCCCCAAAGGAUGUAGUAAUCCGAGGAGAAGGGGGGGAUAGCACUUUUGUAGAUCCAUGGGUUGACAAUCUGGCCGGCUGGUCAGAAUCUUUAAAACCUAACGUUACCCCAUUUCCUAGAGAGGGAGCUCUGGACACCCGUAACUUGAAUACAGCACGCCUCUGUAUCUGAGGAGGCAUGGGAGAUCCAAAUUGGGAUAGACAAUACAUGAUUAAUGGUCUUAGCAUUUGGGAGAAAUAUGAAAAUCUGAGCGCACUUGCUAACAUUGUCUCACCCUCACCCAAACAGAUGUAUCCUCUUAUGCAUACUACCAAAGGACUUAAAUAUGUCCCUUGGAACUUUGCCGAUGUGGAAGGGAUAAUCAGGGCUCUGCCGCCUCUGUUAAGGGGGGCAGACCCCUGGAUAUCUAAAUUUGAAAGACUAACUGCCGGCAUGUCUCUAUGCUUAGGCGAUCUAAAAGCAUUACUAGCUCAAAUUCUUGGACGCUCAGCGCAGUCCAUAUGGAACGAGGCAGGACUGCCUCAUAUUGUUCUGUCCUCAGAUUCUCAUGACGAGCUGAAUUUAACCCUUACAGACCUAGAAUUUUUGCAGCUCUCAGAGUUUGUUAUCCCACUCACAAGGAUUUCGGGAAACUAAUGAAUACUUCUCUCCCUGAAAGUGCAGACAUAACUAAACACAUUUCAGAAUUCUUAGAUCAAUGGGCACAAGAAACAGGAAUGGAUCCUUACGAACCAAAUGUAGUGCCACUUGUUUAUCAGGCCCUCCGUAAAGGUUUCCCAGCCGCCUUACGAAAAAAUUAGAUGCUAUAGUCGGCUUAGAUGCCAAAUCAUGGAAGGAGAUUUAUACUCAUAUCCUUCACUACCAUAAAAUCUAUGAGGAAGACAGUAAAAAAGCAGAGAAGGAUUUCAAAAACACCCAGCAUAAACUCAUGUCCUUGCAAAUUAAGGAACUCCAAGAAGGAGAAAUCAAGCCCGAAAGCAAGCCCGCAGAACAAACACCAGAACCAACACCCACCACUGAGUCAGGGAAUUUUUAAAAGAUUUCCCUACCUUUUUUGCAAAUGUUCAGUCCGGUGGUCAAUUUAACAACCCUAAUAGAGGGAAAUCUGGAGAUUUCAAUGCUAAUAACACACCCAAGGGUGUCUGUUUCAACUGUCACAAGCCAGGACAUUAUGCCCGUGUAUGCCGUAGUCCAAAACGAUUUGGCAAUCAGUAUAACUCUCCUAACUUUCAAUCUCGCAACAAUUCCAAUGUUCAAUCUUUUCCUAAUUGGUCUCCACCCAGGAACCAAUCUCAAUGACUGUCUAUGCUUUUACGGGUUCCCAUGUCCACUGAAGAACCUUUUCUCACUGUUUCUAUAGCAGAAAUGCCUACAUGUUUUUUGCUUGACUCAGGCGCUACAGUAUCUGUUCUCUCUGUACUUCCUGCUGGUUUAACCCUUUCUUCCCAAACAGUCUCCACUACAGGAUUUGAUGGUAAGCCUCAGCUAAACCAAUUCACCUCUGAAGUUCCAGUGACAAUUGGGAAUAUCACCUGUUUACAUGCUUUUGUCUAUGCACCUGCAUGUCCUGUCAAUUUGCUAGGCAGAGACCUGUUAACCAAAGCUAACAUCAUUCUUGAUUUUGCUGUCUCACGUCCAACUGUAUUGUUUGCAACUACUGUCCCUUCUCCUGCAGAUUCAGUUGAUCCAUUUGAAGAUAUACCUAAAGCAGUCUGGGCCACACCCGAGUCACCUUUUGGUAAGGCCGUUUCAGUUGAAGAGGUGCAAAUCAAUUUACGUCCAGGAUGUGAUGGCCCCAAGGUACCACAGUACCCACUUAAAGCCCAGUCCAUUCAGGGUGUGGCAGAUGAAAUUAACCUACUUUUGCAACACGGCAUAAUUGAACCAAGCGACUCUCCUUAUAACACUCCUUUGUACCCAGUACAGAAGCCAAAUGGCUCCUACCGUAUAGUCCAUGACUUACGGAAGUUAAAUGAAGUAGUCGCAGCAGAGUUCCCCGUUGUUGCCAACCCUGCCACCCUCUUACAAGACAACCCCUUAAAGGAAUAUAAUUCAGUUUUGGAUUUAUCCCAAGCAUUUUAUUGCAUUCCUUUAUCUCAACAAUCCAGACCACUUUUUGCAUUCACCUACAACAAUAACCGUUACCAGUGGACCCGCCUCGUAAUGGGCGGAGCCGACAGUCCCUCGAUCUUCAGCCGUGUACUCGCGACUGAUCUGCAAACUUUCACUGACCUUUUACCUACUUCUGUUUUUCUAAUACAGUAUGUUGACGACCUUCUGCUUUCUGCAGACACUGCUGAACUGUGCCAACACUACACUCGUGCCUUACUUUUGCAUUUGCAUACAUGUGGUUAUAAGGUCAAUCGUUCAAAGCUGCAAUUUUGUCAAACCUCAGUUACUUUUCUAGGCAUGACACUCAGCAAGGGAGCCAAACUCAUGGGUCCCCAGGUGCUCACUGAUGUCCAACGUAUGCAUUUACCUACCUCAGUCAAAGAAUUACGCAGUGUUUUGGGUCUGUUUAACUUCUGUCGCUUAUGGAUUCCUGCUUAUAGUUCUCGCAUACUUCCUUUCAGAAAAUACCUCAAAGGCAAUCCUCCUGGCUAUGCUUCUGUCUCUCUGUCUCAAUCUGACUCUACAGCUCUUGAAUGUCUAAUGUCUGAUAUUUUGCAGGCCCCACAACUCCAUUUGCCGAACAGCUGUGAGCCUAUCUACAUGUACGUUUUUGCAAACGCAAUCUGUUGGGCGGCAGUAGCCACCCAACAAGAGGGAUGUAUUAUAGGACACUUUUCAGGAAUUUUUACACCCAUAGAACAAGCUUUCACUUCCUGUGAACGUAACAUAUGCGCUUGUGCAGCAUCUGUAGAAAAACUCUAUACACAUGUGAUUGUUCCCAGUGUUACCAUAUACACCUCACAUGAUGUGCCAGCACUACUCAAAAGUAAUACAUUACACUUUGUGCCUGCACGCGUAGGACAAUGCACGGCUGUGCUCCUACGAAGUCACAUUUCUUUCAAAGGAAUGCCUCCAACUAAUCCUUUCAAUAAUCUUAAAGAUUUAUUGUUGUUCUCAGCUGAGAACCAUGAUUGUACCUCUGAGGAAAUUCCAGAGGAACGUCCCUUUAUGGGUAUUGUCCCAGUAACAGAUUUACCACCGUCACAUGUUGUAAUUUUCUCUGACGGUUCACAGACAGAAACACAUACGGGCUUUGCCGUGUGUCAGAUAGAUCCUGACACCAAAGAAAUUAUACAGAAAAGACAAUAUGCAUUACCACCAGAUACAUCAGCCCAAUUAGCAGAGAUAGCCGCCGCCUUAGAAGGUUUCCGGCUCAUGAAUGACAAAAACGGAGUUCUGUAUACAGACUCAGCUUACGUCACUACCACCAUACAUACAAACGCAUCUAAAUGGCGCAAGAGAGGUUUUGUUACAGGAAAAGGAACUCCACUACAACAUCAUGACAUGAUUCUUGCUAUAAUGGAAGUACUACAGGAAAGACACAACAAAGGUUUAAAAACAUCCUGUGAAUGGGUAAAAGCACACCAACAUAAUGUCACAGAUAUUGUCGCAUACGGCAAUCAGAUAGUUGACGAACUAGCAAAACAAACCACAAACCCACUAACCAUUUUUGUACAAACACGAGCUAAGAAAUAUCUUUCCACUUCUAACCCUUUUGCACCCAUCAGAGUAAUGCAAGAAAGCUCCACUAGUGCAGAAACAGACAAAUGGGUGGCUAAUGAAUGCUCUCAUUACUAUCACAAUAACGAGCCUCCAUAUAUUUGGAUGCACCCUUCAGGUGUACCAGCAUUACCCAUAGGUGAGUGCCACCUAUUGGCCCACCAGUUACACUACGGGUCACAUAUGCCAACAAAUGACUUGAUCAAUACUAUAAGGGAAAUGUACUGGUGCCCAGAUUUAAAAGAUAUUUGUAAAGCUGUGGUCAAUACUUGUAAUGUUUGUUUUACCAACACCAGUCAUCAAACUCCAAGGAUUCCUCCUGGAGCGAUUCCAAGGCCUGCUGGCCCCUUCAGAGAAUGGCAUAUCGAUUUCACGGACAUGGUAACUCCUUGCAAAGGAUACAGGUCGGAGAUCUAGUCUACAAGAGAAAUUUUACUCGUAGCCGUUGGGACCAACCUAUAUAUUCCGGUCCUUUUAAAAUACAACAGCUCUCCCCCACUGCCGUAUUACUUGAAAACCACGGGACAUGGAUUCAUCUUCGAGACUGCUUGCCUUGUCCUUCUGUGUUUCCUACUUCCUCUCCACCCCCAUAACAGCAUUAUGGGCUGACAAUGAACUUUUAAAACUGCACAGUACUGCUGCCAUGAUUGAAAAUAAGACUAACUGUUGGGUUUGCUCACAUAUUCCUACUCACAGCCUCGGUACCCCUAUCCUUGGGGUCCCCUUUACAUGGACUGAUUUUGAAGACAGAUAUGUGAUGGACUUUUCAACUCUUGAUCCAGAAUUGUCUAAAUAUAGGGAAAUUUCUGGUAAAGGUGAUGAAAUAAUGAAAGCACCCCCAGCUCUUAUUUUGGCAGGAAUAGUACGUCAUCCUUCAGUAUGUUUCACUGUUUUUAGUAGGAAAACACGGGUGACCAUUAAUGGUAAACAAAUAAGGAUUCCUAAAAUCCUUAUAGGAGAAACUACAUGUAACUCAACCGAUUUAAAUAUUACUCAGGUCCCCACACAUUAUGAAGCAGCCACCACAUAUGCACAUUGUGUUGAUGAAACAAAAGUAUCUUCUACUAUUGAGCCCUGCCUUUCUUGGGCCAAUAAGAGUUUAGAAUGGGAUUUAGAUUAUAUAGAUGGUCCUGCUCACUAUAACAUAAAAUUUUUAACGCUUCAGAUAAGAAAUCAGGGUUUUCACCGCCCCAUGGUGCUUCCUUCAGGGACUUAUUACAUCUGUGGUAAGAAAGCCUAUGCAUGGUUGCCCAUGGGAGCCAAAGGUAGAUGUACUAUAGGAAAUGUAGUCCCAGCUGUUAGAACUAGAACAGAAUUAUCUGCUACCUCACUUAUUGACACACACUCAUCCGCAGUUUUAAACCUUAAGAUACAGAAAAGGGAACUCUUUAAUGUUAAAGAUAAGGCUUGGGCUUUCUUCCCUGCCUGGACAGGUUGGGAAUAGAAAUGAUGGUUCGCCUUAAUGAAUAUGCUUCCCUUCUUGACCGCAUGAUUAACAACACUGUAAUAUCGGUCCUUGCAAUUAAUAUAGAACUAGCUCAGAUUCGUAAAGUAGCCCUUCAGAAUAGAAUGGCCCUAGAUUAUUUGUUAGCAGAACAAGGUGGAGUCUGUGUUUUAGUAGGAGAAGAAUGUUGUACCUACAUUAAUGACUCUGAAUCGCUGGUUGAAUCUCAUAUGGCCAAGGUUUUCGAAUUGCAAAAACAAGCCAGGGAUAUUUCUAAAAAUGGUUUUAAUCCCUUUACAUGGUUAGGUAAUAUUGGUGGAUGGUUAAAUGAUUUCCUUGGAAGUUUCUUUAAACCCAUCCUAGUUAUUUUAGCUUUGGCCCUUGGCCUGUAUCUUGUUGUUAAAGUAAUGAUAUGUGCCAUAAGCCGCUGUACCUCCUCCCCAGCUUCUGCUCUACUUUGAUUUACAUUUAUAAGAUAUAACUUUUCUCAGCCUUAUAGGGGAGGUUUGACCAAAAA
Xenopus laevis (African clawed frog) is the source of this 7174-nucleotide messenger RNA. RefSeq lists its product as uncharacterized. The coding region runs from base 750 to 1712 and encodes 320 amino acids. NCBI's taxonomy places the organism in Eukaryota, Metazoa, Chordata, Amphibia, Anura, Pipidae. The record is from RefSeq and is a predicted model, not a curated record. The transcript is spliced from 2 exons.